AUGUUUUUGAGUCAGAUUGAUGAAGAUGAAGAAGAGCACGGUCUUUUUGUAGCUCCACACAUCGCGGACUUUUCUAGUCUCAAAGGUGGAGCUUCUCGCCAUCUAUUGGCCAAUGGAACACAACGGAGGUAACAUUACCUUAUGAAAUCAAUAGUUCGAACAGUAUUUUUGAAUGUAUUUCUUUUUAAAAUGUAAAAAUUGAUGAUUUAUUCAUUUGUUCAAAGUUUAAAUUCUGCACGUCUUAAUGUUUUAGACUAGCCAUCAAAAUAAAGUGUAGCAACAAUGCCUUGUACCGUGUGUCUCCAGUUUACUACGUUCUGGAGCCAGGAGAAUCGCAAAGAAUUCUUGUAAGUUGUUUUUAUCAUAGCUUCUUUGCUAUGCAUACCCUGAUAACAAAAACAUUGUUUUUAUUUAUGUAAAGGAUGUCUUCAGAGAUUCUUUUACAAAAAAUGUUUUCAAGAUGCUUCCGAGAACUCUUUAAGUCAUUAGAACAACAAACAAUAUACCUUAUUUACUAUUUCUAGUCAAAAUAAUUUAGAAUUAGCUAGCACACCUUAAAAUUAGUCAAGUAAUCUGUAUAACAAACAACCUAUCAAGUCAAAGUAUAUUAUUGUAGGUAGUCCGAGACCCAGGAAAGCCAGCUGUUGACAAGAUGAUAAUAUUGUACAAGGCCACAAACUGUAAGAACGCUUACUCGGCGUUCCACUCAGAGGAUGGCGAGGAAGUGAAGAAGUCGUUAAUUGUUUUAAUUGCCAAAGAACCCCCUAAACUAGCCACUCUGGAUGAAUUCUCUAUUGACCCCAGUCCAGUUCAAGUAGAGGAGCCGCUCGCAAAGCCCGGAAAUGAGACUCCAUCGCCUCCGGGGCAUCUGCGCGGACGGAAAGUCAACCACCGUGCUCGAAGCGUGCCCUUAAGAGGUCGACAGAAGAAGCCGCUUCCCGAACGUCAUUAA
Bursaphelenchus okinawaensis is the source of this 952-nucleotide messenger RNA. Lineage: Eukaryota; Metazoa; Nematoda; Chromadorea; Rhabditida; Aphelenchoididae. The record is from the annotation of a GenBank genome assembly.